Molecule: messenger RNA, 2190 nt
Organism: Doryrhamphus excisus (bluestripe pipefish)
Lineage: Eukaryota; Metazoa; Chordata; Actinopteri; Syngnathiformes; Syngnathidae
Source: RefSeq, a predicted model, not a curated record
ACUGCGUUCGUGGUUUCUCUCGUGUGUAUAGAAUAAAAAGAUAUCUGAAUACAACACAAUUAAAUACAUGUAUUUGUACGCUUGUGUCUUCGUUGGAAUAGGUGUGUAUGCUAUGUCAGUUGGUUCUUCUGUUGCAGGCAUGUGUUUGGCCAGCUAUGUGGGGCGGGUUGAGCAUGACCUGUGAACCAGGAAGUGCGGGAAUCGGUGUGUGUGUGCUUUUGGUAUUGAAAUCCUUAAGCAAAGAUUGAUUUAAGCUGCUUUUGUAUCGAUAUAAGCAGACCAAAUUGGCUGGCGGGAGAUGAAAAGGGCAUCGUAGUAACCGGAUUAUCAUAAUAACCGGGUAUCGUACUAACUGAACUAAUUAUAUCAUAAAAGACUAGAAAUUUGCCGGGAAAUGAAAAUAGUAUCGUAAUAAGCAGUAAUUCGUUAUAACCGAUAUCGAUAUAACGAGACUUUACUGUAUAUUCAUGGCUGUUUGUGUUUAUGUCUUUAGAACCAUGUGGCUAAAAAUGGUAGCUAUUGUCCUCCUGGCUACAGAAGCGUCAGCUACCCUGAGUCACCACGCUACCGCCUUGGCUGACAACUCCUCUAAUUUAGCUUUCAGGCUUUAUCAAAACAUAGCAAAGGAAAAAAGCGAGGAAAAUAUCCUGAUUUCUCCAGUGGUGGUCGCUUCUUCUCUGGGUCUUGUCGCUCUCGGCGGACGGGCCUCCACUUCCUCUCAGGUGAAAAGCGUUUUAAAUGCAAGCAAAGUGACGGAUGAGGAGCUUCAUUCCGGUUUGGCUGAGAUCGUGACCGAGGUCAGCGACCCAGAGACUCGUAACGUGACCUGGAAGAUAAGUAACCGUUUAUACGGACCCAGUUCGGUCAACUUUGUAGAUGCUUUUGUGAAAAGCAGCAAAAAACAUUACAAUUGUGAGUACUCGAAAAUAAACUUCAAAGACAAGAAGAAAGCACUGAACGCCAUCAAUGAAUGGAUCGUGAAGUCCACAGAUGGAAAAGCGCCCGAGAUGACGAAACACGUACAAAAAACCGACGGUGCCGUCAUCGUCAACGCGAUGUUUUUCAAACCUCACUGGGAUGAACAGUUCCAUCCUAAAAUGGUGGACAAGCGUGGAUUCAUGGUCUCGCAUGGUUUCACCGUCUCUGUCGAUAUGAUGCACCGCACAGGUAUCUAUGGCUUCUUUGAUGACCCGACCAAUAAGCUGUCCAUCCUGAGCAUGCCAUUGGCUCAAAAAAAGUCGACCUUGGUCUUCAUCAUGCCGCACCAUGUGGAGAAUCUGAACAGACUGGAGAAGAUCCUGACCAAGAAGCAAUUAGACACUUGGAUGAGUAAACUCCAACAGACUGCAGUUGCCAUGUCUUUACCCAAAGUCACGAUGGAAGUCAGUCACAACUUGGAGAAACACCUCGAGAAGUUGGGUUUGACAGACGCAGUGAACAAAUCCAAAGCGGACUUAUCCAACAUCUCUGGGAAGAAGAACCUCUAUGUGUCCAGUGUGUUCCAUGCGGCCGCCAUUGAACUUGGCACAGAAGGAAACGAGAUAGACAUGAGCGUCUUUGGAACUGACGAGAUAAAAUCUCCUAAACUCUUCUACGCUGACCAUCCUUUUAUCUUCUUGGUGAAGGACCAAAACACAUCCUGCAUUCUCUUCAUCGGAAGGAUGGUCAGGCCGAAGGGGGAAAAGAUGAGAGAUGAAUUAUAACCAUUCCUAUUCAUUCCCGUCUCGUGGUGAAACCAUUCCAUAAUGGGAAUGUGUCUUAGUGACUUUAUUAAAGGGACAAAAACAAAUGACUUGAAUUUUCGGAAGCCUCAUCAGGAACCAUAUUAGGAUGAUGAUGCAGUACGAUGUUUUUUUUCUUAUCGCACUAAACUAAAUUGUUUUUAUUUUCAUCAAAACUAUUUAACAAUUAGCAAUAAAAUUUGGAAAAAAAUAUAUCAUAAUAAAGAAAUUAAAAAUAUCAUUCUCCUCAUGUUAGUUGAUUUAUGUUUCAAUCCAUUGCCUCCGAUGGGUUAGCACAGAACCAGCUAGCCUAAUAAGCAUCAUGGACUCAAACCAAAAUGGACUCUAACCAAAGCAAACUUUCCAAUAGGAUAUAAUGCAAAUCCAGUUAAUUAAAUUGUAGACGAUAAUGAUAGUUUUACAUGCAGGGGAUUUUGCAAAAAUUGUUACAAAUGACAAAUUAAUGGAC